AUGCAGCGCCCGGGCGCGGCCGCGGCCGCGGUGUGCGCGCUGGUGCUGCUGACUCUCACCGCCUGCGUACCGCUGGCCAGUGGGGCAGCUUGCCUGUCAAGCCAGUUCCAGUGUGAGAGUACAGGGAGAUGCAUCCCUCAGGACUGGGUGUGUGACCAGGAAGUGGACUGUGAAGAUGGCUCAGAUGAACGUCACUGUUCUGGGAGCACAUGCUCGAGCCAUCAGAUAACAUGUUCCGACGGUGAGUGCAUCCCGAAGGAAUACAGGUGCGACCACGUCAGAGACUGCUCAGACGGAGUGGACGAGAGAGACUGCCGGUACCCGACGUGCGAGCAGUUGACCUGUGCCAAUGGCGCCUGCUAUAACAGUAGCCAGAAGUGCAAUGGGAUAUUCGAUUGCCGGGACAGCUCCGAUGAAGCCAACUGCACUCGAGUCUGUGAUCACUCCGAAUUUCAGUGUCACAACGGAGCAUGCGUUCCUCGAGCCUUUGUCUGCGACCAUAACAACGACUGUGGAGACAACAGCGAUGAGCUCUCUUGCAACUACGGGACCUGUGGGAGCUUCCAGUUCACGUGCCCGAACGGCCGAUGCAUUGAUCACAAUUGGGUUUGUGACGGAGCGGACGACUGCAAAGACAAUGGAGAUGAAGAUGGAUGUCAUAGUAGUGAUAAUCGUAGGUGCUACCCGAGAGAAUGGGCUUGUCCAGGAUCCGGACAAUGUAUCCCAAUUGAAAAACUUUGUGAUGGGACUCCCGAUUGUCCAGCUGGAGCCGAUGAGGCCAACGUCACUGCAGGAAGAUCUUGUGAUGUGUCCUUGUGUCCGGUUUUGAGCUGCCAGCACCAGUGCCACAGCUCCCCAUCUGGAGGACUCUGUUACUGUCCCGAAGGUUAUACCAUCAAUAGCAACGAUUCUCGAACCUGUGUCGAUUAUGAUGAUUGUCAAAUAUGGGGCAUUUGUGCCCAAAUGUGUGAAGACCGCAUUGGACACCACCAGUGUCGCUGUGCAGAAGGCUAUGUCUUGGAGCGGAACCGGCACUGCAAAGCUCAUACUUCCUCGGCCCAGGCCUCUGUGAUCUUCUCCAAUGGGCGCGAUUUGCUGAUUGGUGAUAUUCAUGGAAGGAGUUUCCAGGUCCUGGUGGAGUCUGAGCAUCGAGGAGUGGCGGUGGGCGUGGACUUUCACUAUGGCCUACACAGGGUCUUUUGGACAGACAUCGUGCAAGAUAAGGUUUUUUCAAUUGACAUGAAUACUUUUGCCAUCCAAGAAGUUCUCAAUGUUUCUGUUGAUGCUGCAGAGAACUUGGCUGUGGAUUGGAUUAAUAAUAAGCUUUAUAUAGUGGAGACCAAAGUCAACCGCAUUGAUCUGGUAAAUCUAGAUGGAAGUGACCGGGUUAUCCUCAUCACGGAAAACUUGGGCCAUCCCAGGGGAAUUGCUGUGGACCCAACUAUGGGUUAUCUAUUUUUCUCAGAUUGGGCGAGUCUUUCUGGGAAUCCUACAGUGGAAAGAGCUUUCAUGGAUGGCAGUGCCCGGAGAGAACUGAUAAAGUCGAAGAUGGGAUGGCCUGCUGGGAUAACUCUGGAUUUGGUGUCUAAGCGUGUUUACUGGGUUGACUGCCGAUAUGAUUACAUUGAGACUGUAACCUAUGAUGGCCUUCAGAGGCAGACAAUAGUUAAAGGAGGCUCCCUGGUUCCACAUCCGUAUGGAAUAAGCUUGUUUGAAGAACAAUUGUUUUUUACUGAUUGGACAAAGAUGGCUGUAAUGAAGGCAAAUAAGUUCAAAGAGACAAAUCCACAAGUGUACUACCGGUCUUCCAUGAGACCUUAUGGAGUGACUGUUUACCAUGCCCUCAGGCAGCCCAAAGUUGCAAAUCCUUGUGCAAACAACAAUGGAGGUUGUGAACAGGUCUGUGUCAUCAGCCACGUAUCUGAUAAUGAUGGCUUGGGUUACCGAUGCAAGUGUGCCAUUGGCUUCGAUCUUGCUGCUGACGGCCACAGCUGUGUUGCGGUCAGAAAGUUCCUGCUCUUUUCCUCACAAGUGUCCAUUCGAGGGAUUCCUGACAGUCUCCUCUCCCAUCAGGAUGUCAUGGUUCCAGUGACAGCAAGCCAUUCUUUCUUUGUGGGGGUUGAUUUUUGGGCCCAGGAGAAAACGAUCUUUUUUUCUAAUACGGCAGAUGACAUAAUAUGUAAACAAAAUACUGAUGGCACAGGAAGAGAAAUUCUCGUAGCUAACAGGGUGGAAAGCGUUGAAGCUUUGGCUUUUGACUGGAUUUCAAAGAAUCUCUACUGGACAGAUGCUUCUUACAAGUCUAUCAGUGUCAUGAGGGUAGUUGAUAAAUCAAGACGAGAGAUCAUCCAGAAAUUAAAUAACCCACGAUCGAUUGUAGUUCAUCCCAUCAUAGGGUAUAUAUUCUGGACUGAUUGGUUCCGUCCUGCCAAAAUCAUGAGAGCGUGGAGUGAUGGAUCUAACGCUUUGCCUAUUGUAAAUACUACUCUUGGAUGGCCCAAUGGGUUGGCCAUCGACUGGGGUGCUUUACGACUGUACUGGGUAGAUGCCUUUUUUGACAAAAUUGAGCACAGCACAUUUGAUGGUUCAGAUAGAAGAUCGCUGGGUCACAUCGACCAGAUGACGCAUCCAUUUGGACUCACCGUCUUUGGAGAGCAUGUAAUUUUUACUGACUGGAGACUGGGUGCUAUUGUUCGAGUUAGGAAAAUUGAUGGUGGGGGGCAGACUGUUAUCCGAAAAGGCAUUAGUAACAUAAUGCACGUGAAAUCGUAUGAUGCUGACCGCCAGACAGGUUCUAAUUACUGCAGUCGGACGACCAAUCCCAAUGGCGACUGCAGCCACUUCUGCUUCCCGGUGCCAAAUUUCCAACGGGUGUGCGGAUGUCCCUAUGGAAUGACCUUGGGUUCCGAUCACAUGACGUGUGUGGAAGCCCCGUCCCUGGAGCCACCCAUGCAGCAGUGUGGCGAGUUUUCCUUCCCCUGUAAGAACGGCAGGUGUGUGGUCAGUCACUACCGCUGUGAUGGAGUUGAUGACUGCCACGACAACAGUGAUGAGGAGCAGUGUGGCGCACUGAAUAGUACCUGUGCAUCUUCAGCAUUCCAGUGUGCUUCUGGCCAGUGUAUCCCUUCUCUCUGGCACUGCGACAAACACAACGACUGUGAGGAUGGCAGUGAUGAGCAGAACUGCCCUACCCAGAGGCCUGUUUCCUGCUCCGUGAACGAGUUCACCUGUGAAAAUAAUCUGUGUAUCCCAAGAAGCUGGGUCUGUGACACAGACAACGACUGUGGGGAUGGAUCUGAUGAGAAGAGCUGCGAAUCUGCAGAGACUUGCCACGUCACUCAAUUUAAAUGCCCUGACCAUCGUUGUAUUGACUUACCUUAUGUCUGUGAUGGGGACAAAGACUGUGUUGACGGAUCCGACGAGGUUGGCUGUGCGUUUAACUGCACUGCUUCUCAGUUCAAGUGUGCCAGUGGGGACCAGUGUAUCAGCAGCAUGGACCAUUGUGAUGGUGUUUAUGACUGCCAUGACCACUCAGAUGAGAUAGGCUGUCCCACCAGGCCUCCUGGUAUAUGCCACCCAGAUGAAUUUCAGUGCCAAGAAGAUGGUGUCUGCCUCCCGCAUGGCUGGGAGUGUGAUGGGCACCCAGACUGUGCCCGUGGAUCUGACGAGCAUCAAGGCUGCCUGCCCAAGACCUGCCCUUCCACUCACUUCCUCUGCGACAACGGAAACUGCAUCCAUAAAGCAUGGCUGUGUGAUGGGGACAAUGACUGCAGGGAUCUGAGUGAUGAAAGGGACUGCCCUACCGAGGCCUUUCGUUGUCCCAGUUGGCAGUGGCAGUGCCCCGGCCAUAGCGUCUGUGUGAAUCUGAGCGCAGUGUGUGAUUCUAUCCCUGACUGCCCCAAUGGGGCAGAUGAGUCCCCACUUUGCAACCAGGACAGCUGCUCAGUGAACAAUGCUGGCUGUACCCAUGAGUGCAUUCAAGGUCCCUUCGGGGCUGAAUGCAUAUGUCCGUCGGGGUUCCUCCUUGCCAAUGAUUCUAAGACCUGUGAGGAGAUCAAUGAAUGUGAUUUCCCAGGCUUCUGUAGCCAGCACUGCCACAACGAGCGAGGUUCCUACCGGUGCUGGUGUGAUACAGGCUACGUAUUAGAAGGUGAUGGGAAGACAUGCAAAGCUCAAGCAUCUGACAGUCUGCUGCUGCUGGUGACCAGCCGGAGCCACAUCGUGGCUGACAAUAUCACUGGUCAAACCCACAGUAUCUACUCACUGGUCAGAAACGGGUCUCGCAUCGUAGCCCUUGAUUUUGAUUCAAUCAGCGGGCGUAUCUUUUGGGCUGAUAAUUCUCAUGAUAAAAUAUGGAGUGCAUUUCAAAAUGGAACAGACCAGAAAGUAGUGCUUGACAGUGGGAUCACCAUGGUUGAAAGCAUUGCCAUCGAUUGGGUGGGUCGCAAUAUGUACUGGGCAGACUACGCGCUGGAAACCAUUGAAGUGUCCAAAAUGGAUGGGAGCCACCGGGCUGUCCUGCUCAGUGAAAACAUAACGAAUCCAAGAGGACUAGCAUUAGACCCCAGACCGAAUGACCAUCUGCUGUUCUGGUCUGACUGGGGCCAACACCCGCGUAUUGAGCGAGCCAGCAUGGAUGGCAGUAUGCGCACAGUCAUCGUCCAGAACAAGCUCUUCUGGCCCAACGGCUUAGCCAUUGACUAUCCCAACAGACUGAUCUAUUUCGUGGAUGCCUAUCUGGAUUACAUCGACUUUUGUGAUUACAAUGGGAAUCAUCGGCAUCAGGUGAUAGCCAGUGAUUUGAUUCUUCGGCACCCCCAUGGGAUAACUCUCUUUGAAGAUUCCAUGUACUGGACGGACCGCAGCACUCAGCGGGUUAUCAAAGCCAACAAGUGGCAUGGGGGAAACCAGUCCGUCAUCAUCUAUAACGUGCCCCAGGCCUUUGGGAUUGCUGCGGUGCAUCCCGUGAAACAACCACCGAGUGCAAAUCCAUGUUCCAUUGCCUUCUGCAGCCACCUGUGCCUGCUUUCCUCUCAGGGGCCAAGUUUUCACUCCUGUGUGUGUCCUUCAGGAUGGGUGCUUGCUCAUGAUGCUCAGAACUGCUUGAGAGAUGAAAAACCUUUCUUAAUAACGGUAAGACAGCGUGUAAUUUUUGGGAUCCCCCUGAAUCCUGACGAGAAGGGCAAUGAUGCCAUGGUCCCCAUAGCAGGGCUGCAGAGUGGCUAUGAUGUGGACUUCGACUACUCAGAGCAAUUCGUCUAUUGGAUUGAGUACCCAGGUGCAAUCCAUAGAGUGAAGACAGACGGCACUGGCAGGAUGCUGUUUGCCCCUGCCUCUCUUGUGGGAUUUCCCAGAAGCUUGGCUGUAGACUGGAUAUCAAGAAACCUUUACUACACUAGCCCUGGAACUCAGUCAAUCGAGGUUUUGACGCUCAGGGGAACUCGCCAAUACGGAAAGACUCUGAUUACCAAUGAUGGGACAACUACCGGAGUUGGUCAUCCGAUUGGCAUAACUGUUGAUCCCGCCCGCGGGAAGCUGUACUGGUCAGACCAAGGAACAGACAGCGGGGUUCCAGCCAAGAUCGCCAGUGCUAACAUGGACGGCACGUUUUCCAAAGUCCUUUUCACUGGGAACCUGGACCACCUGGAGUUCAUCACUCUGGACAUCAAGGAGCAGAAACUCUACUGGGCGGUCACCAGCGUGGGAGUGAUUGAAAGCGGAAACGUGGACGGUACAAAUCGAAGAAUCCUGGUAUACCAGCUCUCCCACCCCUGGGGAAUUGCUGUCCAUGGUUCCUUCCUUUAUUAUAGUGAUGCAGACUAUGAGGUCAUUGAACGAGUUGACAAGACCACGGGAGCCAACCAAGUAGUCUUGAGAGACAAUGUUCCAAAUCUGAGAUGCCUUCGCAUCUAUCACAAACCAGAUUCUGCUGAUUCCUCAAAUGGCUGUAGUAACAACCCGCUUGCCUGUGAGCAGAUUUGCCUGCCUGUACCCGAAGGGCUGUUCUCCUGUGCCUGCGCCACUGGAUUUAAGCUCAAUGCUGAUAAUCGAACCUGCUCUCCGUACAGCUCUUUCAUUGUUGUGUCAAUGCUUUAUGCAAUAAAAGGUUUUAGCUUGGAACCAUCUGAUCACUCACAGGCCAUUGUGCCAGUUGCAGGCCCAGGACGGAAUGCCUUGCAUGUGGAUGUUGAUGUGUCCUCUGGCUUUAUUUACUGGUGUGAUUUCAACAGCUCUGUGCAAUCUCAGAAUGUGAUCCGAAGAGUUAAACCAGAUGGGUCCAGCUUUACAGACAUUGUUACAGAUGGCAUAGGAAUAAACGGAGUCCGGGGCAUUGCUGUGGAUUGGGUAGCAGGAAAUCUAUAUUUUACCAAUGCUUUUGGGUUCGACACACUGGUGGAAGUUCUGAGGAUCAAUACCACUCACCGCCGUAUUCUCCUUAAAACCUCAGUGGAUAUGCCCAGGGAUAUUGUUGUAGACCCCAAGAACAGAUUCCUCUUCUGGGCUGACUAUGGGCAGAGCCCGAAGAUUGAACGUGCUUAUCUCGACUGUACCAAUCGAACAGUGCUUGUAUCAGAGGGCAUUGUCACACCGCGGGGCUUGGCCGUAGACUACGGCAACACCUACAUUUACUGGGUUGACGAUUCUUUAGAUGUGAUCUCAAGGACCCAUAUUAUCAGUGGGGAAUCAGAAGUGAUUCGCGUUGGCAGUCGUUACCCAACUCCUUAUGGUAUCACUGUGUUUGGGAACUCCAUCAUCUGGGUAGACAGGAAUUUAAAAAAAAUCCUCCAAGCUAGUAAAGAACCAGGGAACACAGAGCCACCAACUGUGAUAAGGGACAAUCUCUUUUGGUUAAGAGAUGUGGCCAUGUUUGACCAGCAGGUCCAGCCCCGGUUGCCGGCAGAGGUCAAUCACAACCCUUGCAUGGAAAAUAAUGGGGGGUGCUCUCACCUCUGCUUCGCUCUGCCUGGAUUACAGGCCCCCAAAUGUGCCUGUUCUUUUGGGACUUUGGAAACGGAUGGGAAGAAUUGUGCCAUUUCAACAGACAAUUUUCUUAUCUUUGCUUUGGAAAAUUCAUUAAGAAGCUUAUACUUGGACCCUGAAAACCAUAGCCCACCUUUCCGUGCCAUAGAAGUAGACAGAACUGCCGUGACUCUGGACUAUGACAGCCUGAAUAAUCGAAUCUACUUCACACAAAACACAGCCACGGGAAGUGGCCAGAUUUCCUAUGUCAGCCUGUACUCAAAGGAUGCUUCUUCAACAGUCAUAGUCUCAGAUAUGGAUACUACUGAGGGCAUUGCCUUUGACUGGAUCAAUAACAGAAUUUAUUAUACCGACUACAUCAACCAGACAAUUAGCUCCAUGGCUGUUGAUGGGUCUAACCGCACCGUGGUAGCCCGAGCUUUAAGACCAAGGGCCAUUGUCUUAGACCCUUGCCGAGGGUAUAUGUACUGGACUGAAUGGAGUUUCGCUCCCCAAAUUGAGCGAGCGACACUGGGAGGAAACUUUCGGGUACCCAUUGUGAACAGCAGCGUGGUCUGGCCCAAUGGGUUGACCCUGGACUACGAGGAGGAGCUUCUCUACUGGGCAGAUGCCAGUCUGCAGCGGAUUGAACGCAGUUCUCUGACGGGGACGGAUCGCGAAAUUGUUGUCAGCACCACCCUACAUCCCUAUUCUUUGACCCUCUACGGCCAGUAUAUUUACUGGACUGACUGGUCCACCAAGUCCAUUUACCGAGCCAACAAAUAUGAUGGGUCAGGUCAGAUUGUAAUGACCGCCAACCUGCCCACUCGGCCCAUGGGCAUUCACAUUUCUGGGCGCAGCCAGCAGCAGCAGUGUAGCAACCUUUGCAGUCAGUUUAAUGGGGGCUGCAGCCACAUCUGUGCACCAGGUCCACAUGGUGCUGAGUGCCAGUGUCCAACGGAGGGCCGCUGGUAUCUGGCCAACGGCGAGAAGCACUGCAUCGUGGACAACGGCACCCGCUGCGGGGCCUCUGAGUUUACCUGCCUCAGUGGGCGCUGCAUCCCCGAGGUGUGGAAAUGUGACAAUGACCUGGACUGCGCCGACGGCAGUGACGAGCUAGAAAGUGUGUGUGCAUUUCACACCUGCUCACCGACGGCCUUCACCUGCGCCAACGGGCGAUGCGUGCAGUACCGUUACCGCUGCGAUCACUACAACGACUGUGGCGACCACAGCGAUGAAGCCGGGUGUCUGUUCAGGCCCUGUAACUCCAGCACCGAGUUCACUUGCAAUAACGGGCGGUGCAUAUCGCUUGAGUAUGUCUGCAACGGGAUGAACAACUGCUAUGAUAAUGAGACCUCAGACGAGAGGAACUGCCCUGACCGAACUUGCCCGUCUGGAUACACAAAAUGUCAGAAUAACAAUAUCUGCAUUCCGCGCACUUACCUGUGCGAUGGAGACAAUGACUGUGGAGAUCGGAGUGAUGAGAGCCCCACGUACUGUGCUACUAACACGUGCACCGACAGCGAGUUCCUGUGUGCAUCUGGGCGGUGCAUCCCUUCCCGAUGGUACUGUGAUCAAGACCAAGAUUGUGGCGAUGGCUCUGAUGAACCUCCCUCUUGUGAGUUCCAUGAGCCAACCUGCUCAAGCGGACAGUUCCAGUGUGACGAUGGGAGGUGCAUUUCAAAUAGCUGGAUCUGUGACGGUGACAAUGACUGUGGGGACAUGAGCGAUGAGGAUGCGAGGCACAACUGUGGCAACCAUACCUGCCCAAGUUCAAUGUUUUCAUGUGUAAACAGCGCGCCUCCCUCUCGGCGGUGCAUUCCCCAAACCUGGGUCUGUGAUGGCGAUGCAGACUGCAGUGAUGCUUAUGAUGAACAUCAGAAUUGCACCAGGAGAUCUUGCUCUGGAAAUGAAUUCACCUGUGAAAAUGGACUCUGCGUCUGGAACUCAUACAGGUGUGACCGACGCAACGACUGUGGCGACUACAGUGACGAGAGAAACUGCACAUACCCCACGUGCUCCAUGAAUCAGUUUACCUGUCAGAAUGGGCGCUGCAUCCACAAGAGCUACGUCUGUGAUGGGGACAACGAUUGCGGAGACGAGUCUGAUGAGCUGGAGCAUUUGUGCAGCACCCCAGAAGCAACAUGCCCCCCUCACGAGUUUCGAUGCGACAACGGGCACUGCAUUGAGAUGGCAAAGGCCUGCAACCAUCUAGAUGACUGCACGGACAACAGUGAUGAGAAAGGGUGUGGCAUUAAUGAGUGCAGUGACCCUUCCAUCAGUGGUUGUGAUCAGAACUGCACAGAUACGCAAACCAGUUUCUACUGCUCGUGUCUUCCUGGUUACAAGCUUAUGUCGGACGGCCGGACCUGUGAUGACGUUGAUGAAUGCCAGGAGACGCCCUCUGUCUGUAGCCAGAUCUGUGAGAACACGAUCGGCUCCUACAUCUGUAAAUGUGCUCCGGGCUACAUUCGGGAAGGGGAUGGAAAGAGCUGUCGACAGAACAGUGACAUCGAGCCCUACCUCAUUUUUAGCAACCGCUACUAUGUGAGAAAGCUAGCGCUCGAUGGGGAUUUUUACACUCUCCUUUUGCAAGGACUAGGCAAUGUUGUGGCCUUGGAUUUUGACCGAGUGGAAAACAGACUGUAUUGGGCUGAUACAGAGAGGAAAGUCAUUGAGAGAGUAUUUCUCAAUACAACAAACCAAGAAACAGUCAUGAGCCAUGAUCUACCAGCUGUGGAAGGUCUGGCUGUAGACUGGGUUACCAGGAAACUCUAUUGGCUGGAUGCUUCACUGAAUGGCCUCUUUGUCUCCGAUCUCAAUGGUCGAUUCCGUCGCAAGCUGGCCGAGCACUGUGUGGAUGUCAACAACACCUUCUGCUUUGAAAAUCCCAGGGGAAUUGUCCUUCAUCCACGAAUCGGGCAUGUGUACUGGACUGACUGGGCUCACCCUGCAUACAUUGGGAGAAUAGGCAUGGAUGGAAGCAAUAAGUCUGUGAUUAUCUCCACCAAGAUAGAGUGGCCCAAUGGCAUCACCAUCGACUACACCAAUGACCGACUCUACUGGGCAGAUGCCCACCUGGGCUACAUCGAGUACUCUGAUUUGGAGGGCCACAACCGGCACACAGUGUAUGACGGGAUGCUGCCACACCCCUUUGCUAUUACCAUUUUUGAGGACACUGUUUACUGGACAGAUUGGAAUACAAGGUCCAUUGAAAAGGGAAACAAAUACGACGGAUCAAGUAGGAUGUUGCUCAUGAACACAACACACAGACCCUUUGACAUCCAUGUGUAUCAUCCAUACAGGCAGCCAAUUGUGGGAAAUCCCUGUGGUGUCAACAAUGGUGGCUGUUCUCAUCUUUGCCUCAUCAAAGCAGGAGGCCAAGGAUAUACCUGUGAAUGUCCAGACCACUUCCAGACGCUCCGCCUGGGGGGGAGCACCCGCUGUCUCCCCAUGUGUUCCAGCACCCAGUUCCUAUGUGCUGACCGUGAAAAGUGCAUUCCUAUCUGGUGGAAAUGUGAUGGGCAGAAGGACUGUGCAGAUGGCUCUGAUGAGCCGCCCAUGUGCCCACAGCGCUACUGCCGCCUGGGACAGUUCCAGUGUCAGGAUGGCAAUUGCACCAGCUCCCACUUUUUAUGCAAUGCCCACCAAGACUGCCCGGAUGGGUCUGAUGAAGACCGGAUUCUCUGUGAGAAUCACCAGUGUGGGGCCAAUGAGUGGCAGUGUGCCAACAAACGCUGCAUCCCAGAGUCGUGGCAGUGCGACAUGGAGGACGACUGCUCUGACAACUCCGAUGAAGACAGUUCCCACUGUGCCACCAGAACCUGCCGCCCAGGCCAGUUUAAAUGUAACAACGGCCGCUGCAUCCCCCAGUCUUGGAAGUGUGAUUAUGACAAUGAUUGUGGCGACUUCUCGGACGAACCCAUCCAGGAGUGCAUGGGAUCUGCAUAUCGCUGUGAUAAUUAUACAGAGUUCAGCUGUAAAACCAACUAUCGCUGCGUUCCCAAGUGGACUGUGUGCAACGGUGUUGACGACUGCAGGGACAACAGUGAUGAGGAAGGCUGUGAGGAAGUGACCUGCAGUCCCUCAGGGCACUUCCGCUGUGACAACCACUACUGCAUCCCUCUUCGCUGGAGAUGUGAUGGCCAGAACGACUGUGGAGAUAACUCAGAUGAGGACAAGUGUGUCCCUCGAGAGUGCACUGAGAGUGAGUUUCGAUGUGACAACCAGCACUGCAUUCCCUCUCGAUGGAUCUGUGACCAUGACAAUGACUGUGGGGACAACUCCGACGAACGGGACUGCGAGCUGAGGACCUGCCAUCCUCAAUAUUUUCAAUGUGGGAGUGGACAUUGUGUGCCUGACCACUUGAAGUGUGAUGGAUUCGCCGACUGUCUCGAUGCCUCUGACGAAUCCACUUGUCCCACCCGCUUUCCCAAUGGUGCCUAUUGCCCAGCCAGUAUGUUCGAAUGUAAAAACCAUGUUUGUGUCCAGUCAUUUUGGCAGUGUGAUGGUGACGACGACUGUGGCGAUGGCUCCGAUGAGGAGCUCCACCUGUGCAUAAACAUUUCCUGUGACCCCACAUCCCGUUUCCGCUGUGACAACAACCGAUGCAUUUACAGACAUGAGCUGUGCAACCAUGUGGAUGACUGUGGAGAUGGAAGUGACGAGAAGGAGGAGAACUGUAGGGCUCCAACCCCUAGUCCUUGUACAGAAGAUGAAUUUAAGUGCGGCGGUGGACACUGCAUUUCCAUGGCCUACGUGUGUGAUGAUGUCGAUGACUGUGGGGACCAUUUUGAUGAAACCGGCUGCUAUGUAGGAGAACAAAGAUCAUGUGCUGAAAAUCUAUGCCAACAUAACUGUACCCAAUUAAACGAAGGAGGGUUUAUCUGCACCUGUAGACCUGGGUUCAAACCAGGCACUGUGAACCGAAAUUUAUGUAUAGACAUCGACGAGUGUGACCAGUUUGGGACGUGUCCCCAGGAGUGCCACAACACCAAAGGCAGUUACGAGUGUGCAUGUGCAGAGGGAUUCACGUCUAUGGGUGAACACUUCGGCCAGCGUUGUGAAGCCGAAGGAAACCCUCCUCUGUUACUACUGCCUGACAACAUUAGAAUUCGAAAAUAUAAUCUCUCCUCUGAAAAGUUCUCCGACUACCUGGAAGAUGAGCACAUUCAAGCCCUUGACUAUGACUGGGAUCACGAGGGCACAGGCCUCAGUGUGGUGUACUACUCUGUGCUAGGGGAGGGCUCUGAUUUUGGUUCCAUCAAACGCACGUACAUCCUGAAUGCUGAAACCGGGGGCAAUAAUCUGGUGCAGAAAGUGGACCUGAACCUGAGAUACAUAGUGCAGCCAGAUGGAUUAGCCGUGGACUGGGUUGGAAGGCAUAUUUACUGGUCAGAUGCCAGGACUCAACGGAUCGAGGUGGCUAAGCUCGACGGAAGGUACAGAAAGUGGCUGAUCACCUCUCAACUGGAUCAACCUGCUGCAAUUGCUGUGAAUCCCAAACUAGGGCUAAUGUACUGGACGGACUGGGGGAAAGAGCCCAAAAUUGAGCGGUCCUGGAUGGAUGGGCAGUAUCGGCAAGUCCUGAUUUCUGACGACCUUGGUUGGCCAACCGGCCUUUCUAUUGAUUAUUUGAACAACGACCGGAUCUACUGGAGCGACUUAAAGGAGAAUGUUGUUGGAUCCAUAAAUCAUGAUGGAACUGAUCGCAGACUCAUCUCAAAUGAAGUAAGGAGCCCGUAUAGCCUGGAUGUCUUUGAAGGCCAGAUCUACUGGACAUCUAAGGAGAGAGGAGAAGUGUGGAAGGAAGAUAAAUUUGGAAAUGGAGAGCGAGUGAAGGUGCUGACCGUGAGCCCUUGGCUCACUCAAGUGCGAGUCUUCCACCAACGCAGAUACAAUCAGUCAGUGCCCAAUCCCUGUAACGAUGUCUGCAGUCACCUCUGCCUACUGACACCUGGAGGAUACAGCUGUGCCUGUCCUGAAGGCUCCCACUUCAUGCAAGGGAGCAACACUCAGUGUGACGCAGCCAUCGAGUCUCCUGUCACCAUGCCCCCCGCAUGCAGGUGCAUGUAUGGAGGAACGUGCUAUUUCGAUGAGAAUAAUCUCCCCAAAUGCAAGUGUCCUAGCGAGUACACUGGAAGCUACUGUGAAAUAGGGUUUUCCAAAGGCAUUCCUUCUGGGACAAGAGCCGUGGCGGCGCUGUUGACCGUCAUCUUCCUCAUCAUCAUGGGCGCAUUGGCGAUCGGAGGAUUUUUCCACUACAGGAAAACCGGCUCCCUUUUACCUGCUCUGCCCAAGUUACCAAGCUUAAGUAGUCUGGUCAAAUCCUCAGAACAUGGAAACGGGGUGACCUUCAGAUCAGGGACCGAUGUUACCAUGGAUAUUGGAGUGUCUGGUUUUGGGCCCGAGGCUGCUAUUGAGCGACCAGUGGCGAUGAGUGAGCACUUUGUCAUGGAGACGGGGAAGCAGCCCAUCAUCUUUGAAAACCCGAUGUACUCAGCCAGAGACAGCGCUGUUAAAGCGGUCCAGCAGACACAGGCGGCGGAAUCUGGGAAUGUGGUGAACGAGAAUUAUGGCAGUUCCGUCAACCCUUCUGAGUUAGUUCCGGAGGUAACAGAGACUCCCCGCGGUGCUAACGGCACUCAGGCCACAAAAUGGAAUUUCUUCAAAAGAAAAUUGAAGCAGACCACCAACUUUGAAAAUCCAAUCUAUGCAGAGAUGGGGACAGAGUCAAAGGACCAUGCAGCUGAGGCCCCGCCCCCGUCACCUACCUUCCCAGCCCCAGGGCCUCCGAGAACUCCGACUCCAGCCUACACUGCAACAGAGGACACGUUUAAAGACACCGCUAACCUUGUGAGGGAGGACUCCGAGGUAUAGCUGGGCCAACCAUUUAGGGAAUGAUUAGAAACACAAACACACUUUUGCACAUAUAUUUUUUACAAACAGAUGGAAAAAAAGUUAACAUUCAGUACUUUAUGAAAAAAAUAUAUAAUAUAAAUAUAUUUUCCCUUUUUGCCUAGAGUUGGAAUUGUCUAUGGAAAAUGUGCCUUGUGCGUAUGUGUUUUGGUUUUUCUUUUUUUUACCAUCUUAUAUUUUUACAAAUAAUUAUCACAAUGUACUAUAUGUAUAUCUUUGCACUGAAGCCGUCUGAGGGUAAUGCUAUGAAUGCAUUGUACAUUUGUAAAUCUUGGCGAGAUGGAAACAUCGCCGAAUUUGCUGAAUAAAAGUGUCUGCUGAAUCGGUUGGCGCACCUGACAGUGAAUGCAUCGGCGAGGGCAGCAUUUCUGAAGAAGGGGCACCGCGCCUCCGUAGUUCUCGCAAAGUUCUCCGGGAAAUGAACCUCUGCUUUUACACGUCAACACUGGGUCUUCAAAUCACAUGUCGAUCCGGCCCAUAGCUGUAUCAAACGAGGACGCCGUGUGCUGGGCCCACGUCUGCGUUUGAUCGCAGCCACCUCAGAGCAGGCGGAGGGGAGAGUGCAGUGCAGUCUCGCCCGCCCGUGCGUUUGCAUUGCUUCCCCAGAACGCUCUGCGGCAGAGGUGUUCUCUCUAGCUAGCUUCUGUUGGCAAUGACUGGGAGAAAAGUCCCACGGUAAUGAGUGUGCGUGGCAUGCAGCGAGUUUAUUUCAUUGACUGAGCGCCUUCCCUGGGCAGACCCAGCUUGGCGGCUCGGGUUCCUGCCUACCUGGUAAACUAGAGCUCGGUAGCCAAAUUACUCAAACCGAACCCGUGUCUUCCCACAGUGAGGUGCAAGACACAGCCUAGUUAAGCCAAGCCUGUACUAGAUUUUUUGGUGUGUGACUCUGUCACUAUAACUAUUUCCUAAGGUGAACAUGAAAGGGAAACUCUUACUGAGCCUUUUUUAGGUCCUUUGGCUAAAUCCAUACGUUUUUAUCAGAAUGUACUGUACUGUCAAACUCUUGUUUCGGAGCAUGGUGGUGUGGUCUCUACAGCAAGGGUUGCUUUUGUGCCCCCCUGGGAAGCGUGGUGGGAAUAUACCGCUCACCUAGAGCGCAGCAUCUGGGUUCUCGGUGCCCGUGUUGCACGUGGGUUGGACAGUGAGUGAGUGGACACACGGAUGACUGAAAGGAACACAUACUGCUGAUUAUUUUACUUCUGGGUCCUUGGACUAUUUGUUGCUCAUAUUUUGAGUGCUUUUGGUAAUUACUUUGAAAUGUACGUUGAUUAGCAAAGCAACUGGAAAUGAUGCUGCUGAAAAUUUUCUAAUAAAUGUGUAUUUUAUCAGA
Molecule: messenger RNA, 15208 nt
Organism: Echinops telfairi (small Madagascar hedgehog)
Lineage: Eukaryota; Metazoa; Chordata; Mammalia; Afrosoricida; Tenrecidae
Gene: LRP2
Product: LDL receptor related protein 2
Exons: 78
Coding region: 1-13839 (4612 amino acids)
Molecular function (GO): calcium ion binding; protein binding
Source: RefSeq, a predicted model, not a curated record